Messenger RNA from Paramormyrops kingsleyae, 4155 nucleotides. It is a transcript of the gene nr5a2, whose product is annotated as nuclear receptor subfamily 5, group A, member 2. The record is from RefSeq and is a predicted model, not a curated record. Gene Ontology annotation, cellular component: RNA polymerase II transcription regulator complex. Gene Ontology annotation, molecular function: RNA polymerase II cis-regulatory region sequence-specific DNA binding; zinc ion binding; nuclear receptor activity. Gene Ontology annotation, biological process: hormone-mediated signaling pathway; regulation of transcription by RNA polymerase II; tissue development. Lineage: Eukaryota; Metazoa; Chordata; Actinopteri; Osteoglossiformes; Mormyridae.
AGUCUUACAGAAUGUUUCAUACAAUGCCUGAUACUUGACUAUGUCUUCGAACCCCGCACCUAUUAUUGCACAAGAACCCACUAAAGGAUCUGGUGGCUCGCCGGACGGAGCCGAAACUCCGCCUGAACUUCGCAGCGCUGACAUGCUGCCCAAAGUCGAGACGGAAUCACUGGGACUCGCUCGAUCGCAUGGGGAACAGGGGCUCAUGCCAGGAAACAUGCAAGCCCCCCAGUUUAAAAUGAUGGACUACUCCUAUGACGAAGACUUGGACGAGAUGUGCCCAGUUUGCGGAGACAAGGUGUCCGGGUACCACUACGGCCUGUUGACGUGUGAGAGCUGCAAGGGUUUCUUCAAGCGAACAGUUCAGAACAAUAAGAGGUACACAUGCAUAGAGAACCAGAGCUGUCAGAUCGACAAGACACAGAGGAAGCGGUGCCCUUACUGCCGCUUCCAGAAGUGCCUCAGUGUUGGCAUGAAGCUGGAAGCCGUAAGGGCAGACCGCAUGCGAGGGGGACGGAACAAGUUCGGCCCAAUGUACAAGCGGGACCGGGCCCUGAAGCAGCAGAAGAAGGCGCUGAUUCGAGCAAAUGGGCUGAAAAUCGAAGCCAUGACUCAGGUGAUGCAGACUGUGCCAACGGACCUGACCAUAUCUUCGGCCAUCCAGAACAUCCACUCUGCCUCCAAGGGCCUACCUCUAAGCCAUGCUGCCUUGCCCCCCACAGACUAUGACCGCAGCCCCUUCGUCACCUCCCCCAUCAGCAUGGCUAUGCCUCCCCACGGCAGCCUUCAGGGCUACCAGGCUUACAGCCACUUCCAGAGCCGCACCAUCAAGUCCGAGUACCCUGACCCAUACACCAGCUCCCCUGAGUCCCUCAUGGGCUACCCCUACAUGGACACCUACCAGAGUAGCUCCCCACCCAGCUUUCCCCACCUUAUCGUGGAGCUCCUGAAGUGUGAACCAGAUGAGCCCCAGGUUCAGGCCAAGAUCUUGGCCUACCUGCAGCAGGAGCAGGCCAGCCGUGGCAAGCACGAGAAACUCAAUACCUUUGGGCUCAUGUGUAAGAUGGCAGACCAGACCCUGUUUUCCAUCGUUGAGUGGGCGAGGAGCAGCAUCUUCUUCAGAGAGCUUAAGGUUGACGACCAAAUGAAGCUGCUGCAGAACUGCUGGAGCGAGCUCUUAAUCCUCGACCACAUUUUCCGACAAGUGGUACACGCCAAAGAUGGCUCCAUCCUCCUGGUUACCGGUCAACAAGUGGACUACGCUGUGAUCGCCUCCCAGGCUGGAGCCACUCUGAACAACCUCAUGAGCCAUGCUCAGGACCUGGUGGGGAAGCUUCGCUCGCUGCAGUUUGACCAGAGAGAGUUUGUCUGCCUCAAGUUCCUGGUGCUCUUUAGCCUGGAUGUGAAGAACCUGGAGAACUUCCACCUGGUGGAGAGCGUCCAGGAGCAGGUGAACACGGCGCUGCUGGACUACACCAUGUGCAACUACCCGCAGCAGACGGACAAGUUCGGCCAGCUGCUGCUGCGACUGCCCGAGAUCCGAGCCAUCAGCAUGCAGGCGGAGGAGUACCUCUACUACAAGCACCUGAAUGGGGACGUUCCCUGUAACAACCUGCUCAUCGAGAUGCUGCACGCCAAGCGCGCCUGAAUGCUGGACUUGCCGCCCCCUCUUGCCCAGUCACCCGGCCCGGGCUCCAGUAUCAGCCUUUGGCCCCGACUGCCCUUUCCAACCAUAGCCCAAUACACGUCACGUCACCACCUGCAAGAAACUUGGCCUCAGGCCUGGACUCUUUACUGAGAUGUUGCAGACGUUGGCUUCUGGAUUGAUGGCAGAGAUAAGAAAGCGAUUGCUAACUUGAAACUUACUUGGAACUUGUCUCUCUCCCCCCCCCCCCAAAAAAAGUGAUGUAACAGGAUGGGUGGGUAUACAAACAGAGGGAAGUGUGCACUUAGCGAGGACAUAUAUUGCAAGGUAAGAGACGGCCCUUCCACUUCUAGCUAACACACUGAAAACAGCACCUGGACUUAUGACAUAGGCUUCAUAUUGAUUAGACCAUGAUUCCCAGCGCUGGUACGUAAAGAAUCCAGAACAGUCUCCAAAAGAUGGAACACAUAAGAGGAGGAGGUUCUCUCUCACCACCUCGUCUUAAAUGCGUAAGAGCACAAUGAAACAACUGGGACCCAGAGGAACACCAUGACUGGCUACAUCAAGUGGAUACGAUGUCAUACCUCUAUUUGCACCCCAAGAAAAACUUCUAAUCAAACAAGCAACAAAUACUAAAUGAAUCUGUUUUUAAAAGGGCAGUGACUCCUCCUUUUCAUCCUUCCAUUAUCAUCCGACGAAUCUCACGUCAAAACUAUGUACAUGAUUCAAUUUAUUUCUCAUUUUUGGUUGCUGUCGAUAGAUUAACAUUCUGGGUAUGGUCAUGUGACCUACUCAAUAAAGAGAAAAUGUUUCGAUCAACUAGCAUAAGCACGAUGUAGUUGUUUCCCCAGAGAUAUGUCCAGUAAUAAAAUCACGAAAUUGAAGAGUUAAAUCCCAUAGCAUAAAACAGAGCACAAUUUCUGCCUCUGUCAAUACAAGACCAAAGCCUUCAUCAGAACGGUGCGGUGCAAAGAGAUAUAAGUAUUAUCAGUAUUAUAAAUUUGUGAUGUCACAGUUAUGUGAGUCUUGCCUUAUUUCAUUACCUUGCUAGCUAACUGUGCAGAUGUGAAUUAAAAUAUGUAAAAAAGUAUAUAUAUAUAAAGUGUUAAUGUUGUAAAUUUAAAAAUACAAGAGGUGUUUACAUUUAUUAGGUCCCGUGGGAGAGAACUGUGAUGAAUUGCAAAGCAAUGAUUUCCUAAAAAAAAAUUCCUCUGCUUUAUUUAGUCUGUACAGUUUUUUUUUUUAACCAGUGCUUAAUUAUGUCGUGAGACAUUAAAAUCAAAGGAAUCUCACUUUUAUUUGAAUUCUAAGCUUUUUCUCUUAGCCAACAGUUCAGUUGUGUUUAGGUUUUUAUUUGGGUUUCUGCCACUUAUAAUUGUAGAACUACUUGUUCUAUAUUCUACUGUAUAUCACUGGUUCAGAUAAAGAAGAAAUAAUUUAUUGCUUCUUGCUUUUAACUUCUCACACGCCAUAAGCAAGGAGUCGUGUCAUAAUCGGAUAUAUGGUUUACUGUAGCAUGUUCAGAAAUAUUGUUGAAAUGCAGUUCAGGGAGACAAUGAUCUUAAGAAUGCUGACAGUUAUUUUGAUUAAAUGUUUAUGGAAAUUAAAGGGAACUGAGUAUUGCAUUUGGGCUCACACAUGUGACCGAUGGCUCUGUCCCUUUUCUACACUGAAUUCAUAAAGGUUCAGUUUUCUCAUUCUAUAUGUAAAAUCCACAUUUUUGUUCUCAACUAAAGACUACAAAGAUUACAUCUGUAGUGUCGCUUAAUAGUUAUAAUGGAAGAAAGACAUCUCAAGACAGUCACAAUUCCAUUUAAAGCAUUGAUAAUUGGAUCCGCAUUCCUGACAGUCACUUUAUAGGUUUGUAAAAGCUGCCAUCUUAAAUGACCUUGCGAAGAGUCACUUGCAUUCAUAUUUUUGGGAAAGAAUAGCAUUCUGUCUGAGCAAAUGUCCUACGAAAGAAGCUGUAGAAUAGGCUAGUUGGGCUAUUAAUUUGUUUACUGUAAUAUUUUGAAACAAAUGCCUUUGGAGGGUUUGCAUGCAUUUGGAAACUCCAUCUGGAUAUAGUUUAUGUGUGGAGACAACAUACUACACAGGUCAGUGUUGUCCAGAAGCCAUUAUCAUCAUAAACAUGUUAAUCCCUAAACACACACACAUAUAUACAUACACAUAUAUGUACAUAUAUAUGUAUAUAUAUUCAUAUAUUCAUGUGCAGGUCUAUUUUGAUGGAACAUUUGAGGUAUGUAGCAGUAGAACAUCCUAUCCAGUCUCUGUUCAUUCCAGAGAUCCCAAACUGGCUUUAACGUGACUUCCUGACAUCUGUCUUAUCAGACAAUCCAUGCCCCCUCAUACAGUAUGUCUCCAUGGCGAUGUCUUCAGCGUGCUGGUCCACAGCUUCACUCUGACCCUGUGGCCAAAAUGAAAAGCUGUCUUGCUAGCUCCUGGCUGGACCUUCUUUUCAAGUGGUGGAAAUUUCCCUCAUAUUCCAAUAAAUACUUUUAAUGACUCUG